GACAUUCAGUUGAUGUUUGUGAGUUGAGACGGCACUGAUUUUGAAUUAGCAUAUCAUUUCUGAAGCGAAAACCGUCGUGACAAAUACAUCAUUCAGUUAAUGAAAUAAAACAUUGAGAAAGUGCAAACUGAGUUUAAGUUAUUUUUGAUUCUGAACUAUUUUUCAAGAGAAUCAAUUCAUUAGUUGCAUAUUCGAAUAAUUGAUUUAUUCAAUUCAGUGUUCUUGUUAUUUUUGCUAUUCUUCCGGAUAUUGUUUGUGGUUCUAUUUGAAAUGGCUGAUGCAAAAUAUGAUUUGAAAAGAAAGUGCAUGGAAACUGAAGAUAGUCAACCCAAGAAAAGACGAACAGAUGAGACCACUGGUUUAAAUAAUGGAACAAAAAUCACUGAUGUCAAUCAAUUUUGUUUGGAACAAAUCUUCAUUCAUUUGUCUUUGGAAGACCUGCUUAAUGUUGCCGACUCUAAUGCAUACCUCAAAUUGGGUACUGGUAUGCCAUUCGUUUGGAAUUAUGCUGGAAAAUCAGUCUUAAUUGAUCAGACAGGACUAAUCUACUAUACAAAAACGAAAAUAAUUACGAAAACAAAUGGAAGUGCGCCAAAUCCUCUAUUUUGCGAUAAAGAUAUAACGAUCGUCGAUUUGAAAACAAUCUUUCAAAUGAUACGAUGCUUUGGUGGAAUGAUAACUGAGCUGGAAUUUCGUUACUAUAAACGUUCGAAAAAUAAUCAAUUCACAAAUUAUCACCGUAUUAUGAGCUACAUAUACGAGUUUUGCACUGAAUCUUUGAAAAAGGCUUCGUUUGACGAAGCGUUAGGAUUUGAGGGCUUCAAGAUACCAUUUAAAAAUAUUGAAGACCUAACGAUCAAACAUUUAUUCGGACUGAAAGAAAAGUGUUUGAGUAGAGUUUUCCCAAAUGUGAAUCGCUUGAAUUUAGGAUUUUGUAUUGAUGAUACUUUUUCAUUUCUGUCGGAGUAUUUUACAAAUUUACAACAUUUGGAAUUCAAUUGGAAUGUCCCACUUUCUGAUAGUGUUACUGAUAUUUUGCGAUUAAAUUCAAAUUUACGCAGUUUUAAGAUUGGCAUGGACGAUUUUGAUGUGUUCAAAAGAAUUAGUGAACGCUAUCUACAAUCCAUUGAAAGUCUUGAUGUUGAAUGGAUAGGGGUACAAAAAGCAUCUGACAGUUCGAUAUAUUUGCCAAAUGUUAAAAAAUUCAAAUAUUGUUAUUAUGAAAGGGAUGUACCCGCAUCAAAAAUUCCCUUUUCAUUCAAUCAUUUGGAAGAGUUCGAAAUCAAGUAUGUUUCAACUGUUGAAAUCUUUCUAACCUUUAUCAAUGAAAAUCGAACGAUUGAAAAAUUAACGUUCGAUAGGUAUGCUGUAUUGUCCAUGAUAGGAACGGGUCAAUUGCAGAAUAUGUUACCAUAUUUAAAAGACAUUAUCUACUUUAGAUCGAUUAGUGACAAUAUAGACGAAUUACCGCUCCUAUUGUCGCAUAUGGAAUUUUUGAGAAGUUUUGCUUUUUUUGCUGGCCGUACUCUUGAUGAACAAAUUAGAGCAGCUUGCGAUGGCAAAUGGCGAAUGAAUCGCAACAAUAAUAUCGUCACAUUGGAACGCACUGAAGCGAUGGUUUGAAUUCUCCAUUUCUUACAUUCGUUCCAUUUUUAUCCCGACACCAACCUGAAACAUAUUCGCACACACAUUUACAGUUUAAUAUACCUACAUCCAAACCACAAAAUCCUGUCAGCGGUCUUCUGCUGUUUUUCGCGUAUUUCACGUAACUGAUAAAAUAUAUGAGAUUUUCGACUUCAGCAAAAUUGUAGGGCAGAUCAAGUAUUACAACUUUGCUCAACACAUCAAUUCGUUACCUCUUAUCAGUUGCGCAAAAAACCGCGAAAAACGCGAAUUUUCUCUUCUGAUAAGAGAUAAGGAGAUGAAGAGGAAAAAAUUGUAGUAUUUGACCUGCUCUACAACUUUGCCGAAGACAGAUAUCACUUAUCUUUUAUCAGUCUCGUGAAAAAUGAGAUGGCAUGAAUACCUUAUUCCCAUACAAAUAUAAAGGGGAUCUUCCGUUCGAAGGUGUAACUUUCUAAUACUUAUUUUUCAUCCUUUUCAAGGACCUUUUCGUAAUUAUCCUGUGGCUAGAUCAAUAGAAAAUAAAAUUUUAGGAAGCACAAGUCGCUAGCUCAAGUAGAAAUAUGUUAAAUUAAUGAUCAAAAACGAAAAAGGUCUGGCCAGACCCAGGUAUCCGACGAAGGGUUAAAAAAAUCAGAAAGCAUAGAAGCAAGCUAACAGUGAAGAUAUACAAAUAUGAAUAAAAUAAAUCGAUUUGUCAUUGGAUACAUAUGUUAUAUAUUAUGUGACAGUUGCUUAGAUCACAUGUUUUUCAAAUGAACCAUACUUUCAAAAAUUUGUAGAUAAAAUGUAGAAUUCGAAUCAAUUGUCUGUUUUCAAAUGCUCACAAAUCUAUGGGUGAGAUUGAGAGUGGAGUAUGUUUUUUCUUCGAUUUAUAUUUUUGAAAAGGCGAGUAUGUUUUCUGAUGAUUCUGUUGGCGUUAAAGUAGAGUAUGUUGUAGUACCGUCUAGCCUCCACAGUCUUCAUGGUUUUCGCGCAACUGAUAAAAGAUAACAACAUUGUGUCUUCGGUAAAGUUGUAGUACUCGAGGUCUUCUAUAACUAAACUGAAGACAGUUACCUCUUAUCUCUUAUCAGUUGCGCGCAAAUCGCGCACGUAAAAAAGCAAAUUUUAUAUAGAACUUUUUUUUUCUUAUCAUUUUUCGCGAUUUUCGCGGAACUGAUAAGAGAUAAUAGAUAACUAACUUCAGCGAUGUUAUAAAAGACCUCGUGUGCUACAACUUUGCCGAAGACACCAAGUUGUUAUCUCUUAUCAGUUCCGCGGAAACCGUGAAAAACCGCGAGGACCCGCUAAAAACGAACAUACUCGCUUUUAACCAUUUUUAAGUCGACAGAAACUUGCUCUUCUCUUUCGUAACAAAGUCAAUGAAACAUACAUUACUCUCAAUCUCACCCAUAGAAAUAUGUGACAUGUUUACAAAUAUGUAUUUGUAUGAAUAUUUGAGAAUGGCAUGUAUUUACGACAGAGGGCGCCAGUAGUUGGAAACAGAGUCGCAAAUAUGACGAUAUUUUGUGAAUAUUCAUGGUUGAUACAAAAAUAUGUAAUUAUUGUUUGAAUAAAAUUUGCAAAUAUACAUAUUUGUAUAGAUCUAUAAAAAGCUUUACUUUGUUUUCGGAAGCAAAAAUGUUGUCAAAUGCAGUAUGCACUUGUUUGAAGGAAAAUCUUCAAUGUAUGAUGAAAUUUAUAGGUAUUCUUGCGAGCUGAUUCAUCUGGAGUACAAUUCAAUCAAACGUUAAGUUUCAUCCUUUAUUCAUACAAUCCAAUUGUCUAUGAGUUUUUGUUUGAAAAAAAAAAAAACGGCGGGAAAUAUUUUGAAUUUUUUUUUCGUCUAUGGAGAAAUUAGUGACAUUUAACGCACAACAAUCUACGCACCCCAUACACGUGCACAUGCACACAAAAUUAAAGUACACACUUCAAUUCGCAUUGCAGGAUAAACGAAGGGAAAGGAUAUUUGUGUAUUGGGAUAUGUUCUUUGUUUUGGAUUUGAGUUGCAUACACAUGUCAAUAAACAAAAACACAUAAAAGCGGCUGUCGUUUACAUUUUCAGGGCGCACAGCUGCAUCAGCAUCAUUUCGUACAACAGCUGCAUUUAUAGUUUGACCAUUGUCAAGAGCAACGUGUGUAAUUAGUCGAAAUGUGUUCAGCACGCAGUUUUGUGUAUAUGCUGCUAUCGACUUGCUCAAUUGAUUAUGCACUCGGUUGUUAUCGUAUCACACAAAAUAAUCCGGAACUCCUUCGUUACGUUGAAUUUGAUCGAGUAGCUACGAAUGUCAACAUCACAAGCGGUUCCAACAUAAUCGAUUGCCUUGGAUUGGAAAAUCAACUCCAGAAAAUACACAUAUCAUGGACGCCAUCCGAAAAAUUACCCGAACAUUUCAAUGUUACCGUUCAAUCGGAUGACAAAGACUUUUUUGCCAAAAAAACGAUACCCGGCAAUCAAACCGAAGCGAGUUUUGGAGUUUUGAUCACACCCACAAGAAAGUAUAACAUUUCAAUCGAAGCCGAUGCCCGUUUGACAACCACCGCCACUUUUAUAAUUGAAAAAGAGCGUCCUUGCCUUCAAAUCAAUCCAUACGUGUGGAUUGGAAUAUGUACGUUUGCCAUAGUGUUGUCGUUUAUUUUGACGUACAAAUGCCAGACUGACUAUGAUGAGAGUCAGGAUGAGGAUAAUAAAAAAUCACAAUAUGCGAAGAAUUUAACCGAAGGUAAUAAAUUGUCACUCAAUACCGCAACCAAGAAAGACAAUGCUAACAAUAAGCAAACUGAAUCUGCCGAUGAUAAAUUAAAUUUGAUUGCCUAAACCGUAUGCAGUUGGAAUAUUAUUUCUUUUUUUUUGCUGGCAGCCGGGGCCAUUUGUAUUACUUAUAUACAUUUCCGUAAGAAAGAAGUUUUGCCGUGGAAACUCCAAAAUUAUGAAACAACUUUACAAAGACCUAAUUCAUUUUCAGCGACAGAUUUAAUAGCUCUUCUAUUUUUUAAACUUCAUUCUCAUACCGAAUGAUACAAGUUUUGUACAAAGCUGGUGAUUUCGUGUGUAUUUUUUGUGUGUUCGUUCUCCCCUUUUUUAUACCAAAAAUGUUUAAUGAAUAAAAAAAAAAUGAAUAAAAACUACCUCAGGAAACUC
Sitodiplosis mosellana (orange wheat blossom midge) is the source of this 4747-nucleotide messenger RNA. RefSeq lists its product as uncharacterized. The record is from RefSeq and is a predicted model, not a curated record. The transcript has 7 exons. NCBI's taxonomy places the organism in Eukaryota, Metazoa, Arthropoda, Insecta, Diptera, Cecidomyiidae. Bases 3758 to 4423 code for a protein of 221 amino acids.